AGUUACUUGCCCUUGACAUGUGUUUGUCAACAUGACGGAAAACCAAAUGUGCCCUUCUCAUGUAACCUCUACAGUGACCAGUAUUUUGUCUAAGGUGGGAUUCGAAGUUUACCCUUUUAAGAUUGGCUGGUACAAUGAACAAGUUCAGCAGGUGUUUGCCCUGCCCUACCCAGAGGACACCUUGGCGUUCAUCGUCAUCAGUACACCAGAGAUGUUUGAUAAAGCCUUCAAACCUUUCAUUCGCCGCCAGGCAUGCACAGGUGUCCGAGAUCCCAUAGACGAAUGUAUGAUGCAUCAGUUCAGCCUGAUUAAACAGGCAUUUCCUGAGGGUGAGGCUGAAACAAUUCAUGACUUUGAGCUGCACCCGAACCGCCGGCCAAAAGUCCUGGUACAGACUGCUGGCCAUGUUGCUGGGGCAGCAUACUACUACCAGGCAUCUGACGUCACAGGGAACCCUUGUGGGGACAAGAAAAUAUAUGGUGUCAGUGUACAUCCGAAAUAUGGAGGCUGGUUUGCAUUACGAGGAGUCAUAAUAUUCAGAAAUGUGCUUUAUUCAAACCUUGCCCAGAAGGAGCCCCCGGACGUUGUGUCAACGUCAUCAUUACGCCAAGAACUCCUCCACAGGUACAACCACAACUGGCAAGAUUGGUCAUUCAGGGACAUUGUGCCAGUUUCACUAAAGUACUCGGAGGAGCAGAUGUUAUACUUCAUAACCCCACCUAAAGACCGGAAAGAGCUCAUCAAGAAAAUUGUUGAAGAGGAUAAAGUCCACUAGAUUGUCAGUCAAGAGUAAUGUUUAUUGUGAGAAUUGUAUGCACUAUGUGAUAAAUGUCUAUAGUUUUGAGAAGAAAGACGUGUAUGAUUGCACGUUGUUUUCUGUCUACACUUUUAUUCAAUGCAGAAUUUUCCAGUGUCUACUUCUUGAACAUAUCAGCAGUUGUUAGCGGUCAUGUUGCAACAGAUCGGGUCAUUUAGUCGCCUUAUCUUUUUGUUAUCACAGUUUCAUUAUCACAAUGAACUCCACGUGGACAUUAGGAUUUCAGUUAGAACUGCCAUGGAUUAUGUUGGACCAGACGGUCAAGCUUGUUGACUUGGUUGAUAGUAUGUCACUGUUCCCAAACCGUGUCGGACAUUGGUCAUUUACCACAUGACUGGGUUAUUCACAGGCUGCAGGGAUAAAGUUGGAGAAUUAUGGACACCACCAUUAACAACAACGCAAGUUUCAGAGUAGUGUUUGUGUCCUCCAUCUUGAUGGUAAACAGGACUACACCACAGACAACUUGCCUGACUGAAACGGUCUUACUCUCACAGCCACAAGAAGAGGAUGUCCAUUUGGGAAUCUGCUCCCUCUCAUUUCUUCCUUUUGCUUCCUGCUUGAUCCAAAUCUCCAAAAGUGACCUACUUUAUGAGUAAUGAUAACAUUCUUAUUUGCUGCUAAAUGGAUAUGAAAUCUUCUGUUGAAUUUUAUAUGUAAUCCUUGUUAUUAUUUUGUUGUUAUAGAGCUAGUUCUCCACAUUGAAAACUUUGGAAUAUACUUGAAGCAUUUAUUUUAUGGUUUUACACAGUACCCAAUUCACAGUCUAUGUGUGGCCCAGUUGUUAUCCCCCAAACAAAUUAUGUUGCUGUGGUUAUAGAAAUGGCUCCAUCCAUCAUGUUUAGAGAGAUAGCAUGGCUACUAAACCGUUCGCUAUUUUCUAAGUAAACUUUGUAUACAUAUCAGUGCUGAACUGAACACGGCCGGACAGUUCCAUAGUGAUGUUCGUAGUGUAACUGUAAUAUUACUUUGUCAAACCAUUAAUGCUUAUCAGGCAGCUGUUGAACUUUUUGUCUUUGGCUUUUCAAACGUUUAUUUAUAUUUUUUUUUUCGGUACAUACAGGCAAGUACUAAUGAUCUGAAGAAGUGGACUUUAUUGUUGAAUGUCAUAAUGAUGUGUGGAUGGAGGUGAGAUCGGUCUCAGAUUAUUAUUUCUUUUUUCAGCUCUGAGGUGUAUUUUCAUUUGUUUUCAAGUGUUCAGAAUGCUGACUGUGAACUCUCUGUGCAGUCUUCUCUUGCCAUAAGAUAUUCCUUGUACAUCCCUGGUGCACUGCUGGUUUAGUUACUUGUUGAGUAAAUAAAGACAAAUGAAAGAUA
Molecule: messenger RNA, 2131 nt
Organism: Haliotis rubra (blacklip abalone)
Lineage: Eukaryota; Metazoa; Mollusca; Gastropoda; Lepetellida; Haliotidae
Product: cyanocobalamin reductase / alkylcobalamin dealkylase-like
Exons: 4
Coding region: 32-775 (247 amino acids)
Biological process (GO): cobalamin metabolic process
Cellular component (GO): cytoplasm
Molecular function (GO): cyanocobalamin reductase (cyanide-eliminating) (NADP+) activity; demethylase activity; FAD binding
Source: RefSeq, a predicted model, not a curated record